Pseudogymnoascus destructans is the source of this 1041-nucleotide messenger RNA. RefSeq lists its product as uncharacterized. The record is from RefSeq and is a predicted model, not a curated record. Bases 7 to 1041 code for a protein of 344 amino acids. Lineage: Eukaryota; Fungi; Ascomycota; Leotiomycetes; Thelebolales; Thelebolaceae. The transcript has 2 exons.
CCAGUCAUGAUGAGUGUCCGCCAGGCGAGGAACGCCCCACCGCGGGCUCAUGAAGAACAGGUAUUGUACACACGCGGUGAGCCUGAGCCCAAGCGCUUCAGACCCCUCCCCGUCCACUCCAACGUCAUCUACGACGACGAGCCCGAGGUCGUGCCCAAGCGCCGCCGCGUAGCUGCGGACCCUGGCGUCUUUCAGCCUGCCAACACGGGCGUCGAGUAUGUUCGUCUCCGUCCAGUGCCACGUGCAGAUGACCGUUUCUUUCCUUCGUCUUCAUCAGCCGCGUCAUCCCAGGGGAUAGAGGAGCGCCGCUACGAUCACGCAUUUACCCAGAAUGCUGUCGUUGAUAGCCAGCCGUCUAUGAUGUCUCAGCAGCCUCUGGCGCCUAGAGAGCUCCGGCCUGUCAGGCACGUGGCAGACCAUAAUGCGGCUUUUGGUAAGCUUUCAUUAGAUGAUCGUGCGCAGCGAGGUGAGUCUCAGGCGCCUAUGCGGCAGCGAGUUGUAGAGCAGCAGCGGCCGACUGCUUAUGUGUCUGAGAACCGCCCUCCGGGAGCGUAUGAACAACGCUAUGCUGCUCAGGAGCCACAGUACUAUCAGCGCCCUGUUGGAGUGACCCGCGAGCAGGCAGAGUACCAGUCUCGUGACCCUGUACCGUUGUAUUUGCCGGCGAGACCCCCACCAGCGGAGCGUCCGCGUCCAGAAUUACCAGCGAGGCCUUUACCAGCUGAACGUCCCCAUUCUGCUUUACCAGCCAGACUCCUACCAGCCGAACGUCCAUACGGCGACUUUGAGCCGCAGCCUGUAGAGUAUCGACGCGUCCCUUCACGAGAGCAGCAGUACCGGGAAGUUCGUACACGGCCUGCGGAGGACAUCGGAGAUCCAAGAUAUGCAGCGCGACAGGUUAGACCGUGGGGCAAGGUGCGGUAUGAAGUCGCUCCUGGGCCGGCACCGAAUGGGCCGAAGAUGUAUUCGGGGAGUACGCCAAGACCGGGGAGGUUAUUGUGUUGGAUUGACUGGAGGUCGAACUAUUUGGUGGACGAUUAG